Molecule: messenger RNA, 924 nt
Organism: Sarcophilus harrisii (Tasmanian devil)
Lineage: Eukaryota; Metazoa; Chordata; Mammalia; Dasyuromorphia; Dasyuridae
Product: olfactory receptor 10AG1-like
Exons: 1
Coding region: 1-924 (307 amino acids)
Biological process (GO): G protein-coupled receptor signaling pathway
Cellular component (GO): membrane
Molecular function (GO): G protein-coupled receptor activity; olfactory receptor activity
Source: RefSeq, a predicted model, not a curated record
AUGGAAAGAAGCAAUAUUACUUUUGUGGUGGAAUUCAUUCUCCUAGGAUUUUCUGACCUUCCCAACUUCCAAAAGCUACUAUUUGGAAUUUUCUUAGUCAUCUAUAUGAAUAUACUCAUAGGAAAUGGCCUCCUGAUUUUCAUAACUAAGACCAAUCCUACUCUUCAAACCCCCAUGUACUUUUUCCUUGGAAAUUUUUCCUUCUUGGAAAUCUGUUACACAUCAGUCAUUCUUCCUAGAAUGCUGAUAGACCUUUGGACUCAGAAGGGAAACAUUUCAUUCCUAUCUUGUGCUAUACAAAAUUGCUCAUUUUGUAUUCUAGGAGUUGCAGAGUGCUUACUCCUGGCUGUGAUGGCUUAUGACAGAUAUGUUGCCAUCUGCAAGCCUCUUUACUAUCCCAUCAUCAUGAAUCACAAGAUGUGUGUCCAGUUGGUGAUUGCCUCCUGGAUCACUGGUAUUCCAGUCUUGAUAGGACUCACAUACCAGAUUUUCUCUCUGAACUUUUGUGAUUCUAACAAACUUGAUCAUAUUUUCUGUGAUGCUCCACCAAUACUGGAGAUUGCCUGUGGGGACACAUAUCAGAAAGAGCUCUCUGUCCAUGUUGCUGCUCUUUUUUUUAUCAUGACGCCCUUUCUGUUGAUACUCAUAUCCUAUAUCAAAAUCAUCACCACCAUACUAAAGCUUCCAUCAACCUCAGGGAAAUCCAAAGCCUUUUCUACUUGUUCUUCUCACAUCAUGGUUGUUGGUUUAUUUUAUGGGUCUGGUAGUAUUGUUUAUUUGAGACCCGAAUCCAGUCAUUCAGCCAAAUCAGAUAAAGCCUUCUCUGUUUUAUAUACUACUGUUACUCCAGUAUUAAACCCCAUCAUAUAUAGCCUGAGGAAUAAGGAUGUAAUUGCUGCACUGAAAAAAAUCCUUCCAAAGUGA